Porites lobata is the source of this 41306-nucleotide messenger RNA. Lineage: Eukaryota; Metazoa; Cnidaria; Anthozoa; Scleractinia; Poritidae. The record is from the annotation of a GenBank genome assembly.
AUGUGGCUUUUAGUGUUGCUCUUUGUCCCGGUUUCUUCUCAUUACUAUCUGAAUACAAGUGAUCAGGGUAAGGAAAAAAAGCAUUUAUUUGCAUUUUCAGCUUCAAAACCUAGCUUUUAAAUAGUUUGCCGUGCUUCCCUCUAUCUUCUAUGAAUUUCUUGUUUUGAAAACUUAUUUUUGUUUUCAGUAAGAGUUCAAAAAGGUCAAUGCGUGUUGUUUCGAACACUAACUCGAAAUUUUGUUUCUAAUUAUGUUACAUCUUUUUUUCGUGUAGGUGGAACAGUUUGUGAAUUUCAAAAGUUCCGUUGUAGCUGAUCUACGUUACAGUUAGUUUUUGUAUUUUCAGCACGACAGAUAUUUAUUUUAAUUUUCACUGACCUUUCUAUUGUCCGCUUAACUACAUGCAUCAUUUACAAAUUCAUUUUAUCCACUGUGAUUGCAAAGUAUCUGUUUUCAUAAAAACGCAAUUUAUUUAAAUGGCUACAUGCUGAGAUUCAUUUUCUAGUGGGGCGAAAAUAAAGACUGCAACCAAUAUAAUUUUUUCCCCUUCGUCAGGUCUAGAUUUCCGUACUUUCAUUAUUCAUGUGAUUCUCUCUCUCUGUCGCUUUUUGUUUAAUCCCAAAAUUUCGUGACACGAUAACCUUAUCUUUAAUCUUUAAUUAUCAGAAUAUUUAUCAUUUUUUCUUAACGCUUGUAUGAUAAUGUAAAAGCAAAAUCUGCUCUCUUGCUUCCGUAAAUGCCCUUCUUCAUUCUCUUUCCAACUAGCUUUUUCCAUCAAAUGUUUUCAUACGAGUAAAAAUGUUUCGUUUUUAGGAAAUAUCAUUUAAAAUAGAAAAAAGGAAAAUCGAACAGAUAGGACGUGCCUGAAACAUAAAUUUAGCUUUGGCUUAUCUUGUACAUCCGGUAGCAGCCACUUUAUUAUUAUUACUUUACUUCACUUUAUUAUUCGUUUUGUCUGCACUGCAACAGCUAGGGUUCCCUUUUACUCAGUAAAAGAAGGCUGCGGGAUCUUAAACCCCCAUUACUCUGUCAAGUGAGUUUUUUUUUUUAAAACGUUGUCCUUCCAGUUGGUGGUACAAAUCGAUAAAUAUUGUCCUUAACGAAGGAAAAUAAGUACUAUAGUUUUUCACUUGUUUAGGGUGGAUGUGAGGGAUUUUAGGGUGGAUUUGACUGAAUCUCCUGUAACUCGACAGCCCCUACCUCUAGACUUUCCCAACCUUUCCAUGUCGGUGCUUGCUUAAAAUAAACCAGGUUAAGAUUUUAACUGUCAAACAGACAUUAUUUAAAGAGUCCUCAGUCCUACUUAUCAACUUAGCUGCUUGUAAACUCGCUUAUCUUGUUUUCAGUAAAGGGCAAUCGGUGUGUAUUUAGUUGGUGACACUUUGAAGCUGAGGUCAGUUGCAAUUGGCUUUCAGUAUGGCCACCUCGGUAAUACGCACACUUUGUUAUUACCGUCCCUUGUUCUGGCCCGUCAUACAUUUAUUUUUCUUGUAAAAAAACCUUGUUAACGCCGGAAUCCGUUUUCACGGCCACCGGCCACAUUAUAGAAACCCAAACGGAAGAAUCUUCUCAUCAAAAAGCCUUUUUGUGGUUUCUUCAGUCAAAGGAUAAGACUGACACAGCAGAUGCCCCUUUUCAAAGUCGUGAAUAGUAUUGUACUAUGAUGUGCAUGUAAAAAAAGUCAAAGAGCCCAGGACUUCCGUUUUCAGAAGCACAUAGGAUGGGCUUAAAUUGAGCUAUUUGUCGUCAGCAUAUGGUUAAUUCUUCGGCUUAAACCGGGUGCUUAAAAAAACUAGCGUUGCUCCCUUUUUACUUUUUCGCGAUUAUUCCUACUCUUUCAUGUGAAACUAGUUGUAGCUGAAAAGAGGGCGAAUCCGAAGAGGGGCCGAUUGCGUUCGAGCUCAGAUAGAAUGGAUGCAGAAAAUUUAUCGCCUUAGUUGCCGUUCGCGUACAAUAUGUCGGAACUUGGAAAAAAUGGUCACGGGAAGGAAGGGUACUGGAGUCGCGGGUGAAAAGUUGUUGUUUUGCCCAUUAAGAGACCUGCUUGUUUGAGUUGCUCUUUAAUGUCUUCGUCGUUACUGGUUAACUUCCUUUUGAUUAUGGUACGUGGUGAUUCUCGCUCCCCGGCAAGGUUCAUAUGAGAGUUUGCUGCUAUUCUCGGUCCUCUCUCAGCUACCAAAUAAUUCUCAUGUGGGUGACUUGAUAUAAUUGCCUUUUUUUAUCAGUACAGUGCGAGGUUAUCUCUUGCCCCAAACCAUCAGAGAGGAUUUUUGUCACCUGCAAAUAUCAUGACUCUCAUAGUCAUGUCUAUUUUCAGUAAGUUAAUCAUUUAAUAUAAUGUUAAAUAAAACUCAAAGUUAUCAGAGUUAACAUUGUAUUUUAAUAAUCUGACAGCCUGUUUUUCUCCAUUCUCUUGAAUUGUGUGACGCGUGUGCGACACCUUUUAAAUAAAAAGGAUUGCUAUCGAAUUACUAUUUUUAGGCUCAAUUAACAUGAUAAUAGAAGAAAAAUGGAUUCCCGAUCUCAGCACAGUUCUUCCCGUUCCCACACGUGCAAAAUGAAAUGGAAUACAAUUCAAGUGGCGAAAGGUUAAUAUGAUAAGUAAGACUUUAAGGUUGACAUGUUUUGUGAUAACUUUUCUUUGUAAGGUGAAUGUCGUCAUUACGUUAGGUGCAACUCCCGCUUUCCUUCAUGAUGUAAUCAGACAUACAAUUGUAGCAAAUAGAACACGGAAAAGAUUUCCAAAAACAGCAAGAGUAAAGAAAUCACUAUUUUUGUUGCCAACACUUUCUUCAUAUUAGCGUAGUUGAAUACAUAAGGAGAGAUUAGUUAAUAUAAACUUUUCAGGGAAGUAAAAUACUAUCGUGUGUCAACUAGCCUGCGUUGCGGCCGGCCUACGAAUCGUCUAGACUAUUUGCGAAUUAGUGCACAAAAGCUCGUUCUGAUAUCCAGCGGAGUCGCAAAGACAUAUGUGAGCGUUUGUGAUAGGCAGGUUUCUUACAGGAUUCUUACUCGCCUCACGAUUGACCCAAUUCUUACGCGUGCGUGACGGUUGGGUGCAGUGACAUGUCAAAAUUCACAGAAUGGAGUUGGCAAGGAGCUUUUCAUACGGUAAACAAUGAAAGAGCAGUUCGAACUUAAAAGCCUUCUUCUGCACUAAAAGAAAUGCGUUGAGAGUAUUCCUUCAAGGCCAAAUGUGUUUGUAAAUUGCCGACUGGUUUUCUAGGGUCUUCUAAUCGCUGCAGAUACACUGCCGUGUAUUCUGCAAUCUAGCCGAGAGUUCUAGCGUCAAAGUAAAUCAGGAAAUCAUAAUAUUCACAGAAAAAAGAAAACGGAGAAUACCAAAGAAAUUGACCAGCUUCAUACUGUAACCUCAAAAUGUGAGACUCGAAAAUAAAAUGAUGCUUUGCUCAGUCAAAAUUUAGAAUACUUCAUGCAUUGCAUAAUGUGCAUUUAAGAGAGUAAGCAAGAAAAACCUCUGUUGUCCAAGCUGACUCUAAGGUCACGUUUCACACCAUUCUCUCUUGUCACUAGCUAUGAGUCAUGUUUGGCCUGUCAACACUUUAUUUCAAAUCGAACUAAACACACACUGCGUAAGAAACUAGCCAAUCAAAAACGCCGACAUAUGUCCUUGCGACUCUGCGGGAUUCGAACUCGAUAUUAUGCACUAAUUCGUAGAAGCUCUAUACAUAAGGUUUAGGGUUUAGGGUUUGCGAUGCAGGUUAGCGUUAAUUGAGAAAAAGUAAAAGUACAGUUUCUUGUCAUGUAUGUCAUUAGACCAUUUACACCGCAUUACAUUAGAGAACGCGGCAUCCACUUAUUACAAAAUUGCAAAGAGUGUUACCAACGACAAAUUUUGAUACAGGUGUUGGUUACAAACUGCGACAAGUUUAUUAACCAAUGCAAGUUUGGCAGAAAUAAUUUUCAUCUAACGAGAAGUCAUUUCGAUUGAACCUUAGAGAGGAAAACUUUGGAUUUUUUUAAUAUCCAGAUAAAUAUCGAUUCGGAUAACGAUAACAAAGCAUGGAGGUCGACACAUCUAAAAGUAUGUUAAUUUACAUCGAAAAUUUUUAUUGUUUAACAUUAAGGUAGAGAUGUGGUUUUUGGCAUUCCUCGCAGUACCGGUCUUUUCACACUAUUUUUACCACCUCAGCGACCAAGGUAACGAACACUAAAAACUUUUUUUUUGCUAGGUUUCGAAAUAGCUUGUAGUGGUGAGAUAUUAGGCGUAAUUAUCUUUUGAAACAAAUGGACUUGAAUCGAGCACUGGUUUGAGUCGGUUCUUCAGGCACGGCCUUUAAAGUAUAUAAAUUUCACAUAUUCAUCCAUACUAUGUAGUAAGCUAGUAGUUGUGGAGGUGAUUUAAGAGCAAGUUACCGACUUCUUCAUCGCUGAUAAAGUGUACGGGAAUUUUUUCAUUUAAAAAUUAUUUUGUUGUGUUACCCUAGAGAAAAUAAAGAAAUAAAUGAGAACUUUUUUGUGGAUCGAUGUUUAAUUUUUAUAGUUAAAGUUGCUGGCAUAUCGUCCAAAAAAUAGUGAUUCAGAAUCUGAACAAAUUCCACACCUCCUGCAUCAACGCUUCUUUAGUUUUUCCUUUUCCUUUUUAUCACUGUCCUGUUAUAUAAUUUAUCACUGAUUUUUUCCUUUGCAGCUUAAAAGCAUGUAGGAAAAUUUUCUGAUAACUGAUAAGGCAGAUAAAUGUUACAAGGCAAACAUCAGACUGCAACUAAAAUAAGCAUCCAUGUUGUCGGCAUGUUAUCCAUUCGGUUCCCAUUUGGUUUUAGAGAUCUUUAGAUAAAAGACGACGACGUCUUCGUCUACAGGAACUACUAAAUGCAGUACUCGCGUGAGCCAGCGUUAUUUUCGCGGGAAAACAUGAUAGCCGUCGGCAUUUUACUACGGGUUUGUUGGGAAAUUUUGUUAUUUUGCCUUCGUUCAAUUAAAAGCAACUUUCUAACUUUUCUGGGGAAAAGAAGUACAGUUGAACCUAAAUCUUGUCUUAAAUCUUCCCCUCGUAGUCGUCGUCGUCCUGGAAUCUAAAAGACUCUAUUGAUAUGCCGCCGCAAUAAGAGACGUAUCAUUGGCUUUUGAGACAAAGAGUUUAUGAUUCAAUGAUCGAAACAAUUUAUGUUUACUUAAACAAUUCAUUUCAGAAACUCUCCAUCUAAGUUACUUUGAAACUAAAGGUGCAAAGGCUUCACUGAAAUGGUUUGAAAUUAAUAUUUUCGUCACCUGACUUAAAACGAUAACGAAAUUGGAGCAAAUAAGGAUAAAAAAACCUCGUAUUAAAUUUAGAGUAGUUUGCCUAAAAUUAAAGCCGAUUAUCUAGAUCCUGAGUCGUCUAAUAGGAUUAAAGGGCGUACUAUUGAGUGGGCACUGAAGAACUGAAUAUGUAAAUUUAAGUUAAGUUACUUUAGUUGCGAAAUGAGGAAAAAAAAUGUUGUGUGUAACUAACACUAAUCGGUGUCCAUUCGAUUGUGGUAGGAAAUACUUUGUCGAUGUUUAGUUGUUUAAAGCAAAAUGGCCAGACAACACGAAAAUAAAUAAUGCUGGCACCUCUUUUUUUUAGGUUAAUAUGAAGAAAGGAAAUUUUGUUGGAAAUUGAUGAUAUCAUUUAAUUACUUUCGGCAUAUUCAGAAUAACGUGAUUUUCUUGUUUUAAGUGAAUUCGACCAUUAACUAAUUACUUCUUUUUUUGAAAUAACCACAAGACAUUGCUGUAUGUUCGACCUCUGUUCAUAGAACUCUGAUUUUGUCUUUUACCAAUGCUUAAAAGAUAGCCAAUUGAGCAUUGGAUAUCCUGGGAAAUAAUACAGGAAACCUUAUCAGCCCGUUCGAUAAGAUUAUCCUUUUUCUGGCGUUGAUCAAGUUAAGCCUUUAUUUCUUGCUUUCGGGCAUGUAAAAUAAUCUAAUAAAACAAUGUAGCACGUACUAGAACUGGAAUUGAUUUGAAACAAUUUUCUUUACGUGACAUUCAGGGGUAACAUGUGUAGUAAUAUUAUUUGAUGUUCUUAAUUACCGAGUUUAUCAACCAGAAAACUGUCGAAAUGUCAGUAAACGUUACUUCAGUAUAUCUUUUAAGUGUUGUACAUACUUUUUGGGAGCUGUACUCUUGCAAUUGAAAGAAGGCAUUAUGACAAAAAGACAUAAUGGCGACUGCACUUCCGAGAUUCUUCGUUAUGUUGAAAACCUGUUUGAUGUCAGGUAAAAAUUCGAGUAAUCUAUCAGCAGCGCAAGAUAGUAAGCAUGAUCCGAAUCGUUCAAUUUGGGCUGAAUAUAUUUCUGUGGCUUCUGUGGAUUUUUUGUUAUAUAUAUUUUUAAGUUUUCCAGAUGUGCAUGUUCACAAGUAGUCUUUACAGUCUUUACAUUACAUUUUCAUCCUAAUAAGCUUUCUAAUAUUUCUGCCAGCCUGCCCCGAACUUUCCCUAAGGCCGAAUUCAAAUUCCUCGGCUGACUUUUAAGUUACACGAUUUUACAGGGUAUAAGGUGGAUAGUAUGCCUACUGAAUAUUUAUGAGCUUUUGAAGAAACCACAGAAACCCAGAGGAGUCAGUAUGUACGAUAGACAGGGAAAGCCUCUUUUUCAAAAUAUCGGACACAUUUAUGCAAGUUUUUCAUGAAUUCAAUAAAAAAUGCUUUUCAUUUACAGAGGCAAAUCCGGCACCGAAGAGCACUGCGAUGUUCAUGAGCAACCGCAAACCACGGAUAUGUAAAAAUUACUCAAUCUUCCUUUGUUUUAGUCAACUGCUGCGCCCAUUAAACAAUGUUUUUGGUACAGUGCUGACGAGGGAAGGAAAUGAUUGCUAAAAUUCGGCACAAAUUGACCGCAAGCUGAAUGGACUAACAGCAGGGUCCACAAUAUUUUUUGUCUGCGGCUUUUAGUAACCUGUUCGAUAUCCAUCUCAAAGCCUUUUUUAGUUUUUAAACACUUUUACCAGCCCUGCUUUGGUGGGAAACUCUUGUCUAUUCCUCGUCAAGUGUUAUUGGUGGCACACGAUAGGAUUGUGUUGCCGUCCAGUUUUGGUGUUUGUUUCAAUUUUUAUUUCCGUUUGGAGUUUCUGUUGUUAUACAUUUUCGUGGAUAAAGAAAAACAAACCACAACACAUAAAAAUAUGAUUAUUCGUGUAUACUUCGAGUACUGCCAUGAACUUGAAACAAAUCCCUUUUUAGCCCAAAUAUAAACGAACAACAGAUCGUUCCAGCGUAACGGCUGUUGAUUGAGCCCAUGAAGCCGGUUAUAAGGAUCCAUCAGCAUGCGUAUUAUGCCUAGUAGUUUAAUUCGCGCUUGUGCGUAGUGCCACGAUUUGUGAUCUUGUCUUCAUAAACCUUUUCAGCGGACUUACACAAAAUACAUGUGCACUUGUCGCGUGCAUGCGUGAAUAGUGCUCGUUUAAAUGCGUGGGCAACCGUGCCGGGGCAAACCACGUACUUCACAAAAUGCACGAAAUGUUUAACAAUACUCCUUUGGGUCGUCCACGCAAUGUUCCCAUUCUUUCGUCUAAAAGGAAAAAGAUACAGCGAUUUGUAUGAUUUCACUGUGGUGAAAUGAGAGUUAUUUUUUGGGCAGUGAUUUGGAGCCUUUUUGUCAGUAAAUGCCAACCACGGGAUGUUGUGGAAGCCCGUUCUUCCCUGUCAAAUUUAACAGGUUUUUCGCCAUAAUUGGCGCUAAUCAGAUCUGAUAAAUUAUGUUAUAAAACCCUUAAUAUUUAGCGCAUUAACAUUGACCGCACUAUUUUUCUUUUCAGCAAAUUGUCGCAGACCUCUCGGGAUGGCGAGUGGGGAAAUCCGAAACGAACAAAUCACAGUCUCGUCGGCUUUCAACAACGACUACUCGACGUUCGGUGCGCAUCGCGCACGUUUAAAUCUCACCAGCUGGCCGCCAGGGUAUCGAGCCGAUUCGAAACAAGACACUGGAUGGAUAAAAGUAGAAUUGGAGAAGAAAAUGGUGAUAACUGCCAUUGCUACCCAGGGUUACGGGGAUUCUAGCGUAGAAGAGUGGAUUUCACGAUAUAUGGUUAUGUUCUCCAACGGAGGAGACUUUAUGUAUUUCAAAGAUCUCGGCGGUAAUCUUCAGGUAUGUUUCGUCUUGUACCGUUUACCGAUAAACAGUACGUGUACUGUUUUUCAGUUUUCUACUGACAUUUUGAUGAAGACGACCCAAACGGCUCACGUUUACCGGAUCUGUGAGCGUUGAUUAUUUGCUUCUUUGCAUGUUGAUAUAAGGGUAGAUAAUCAGAUAUCGUUCAUCACUUUGGCUUUAUACGGAUACAUGAAUUAAAUGCCGUACUUCAACACGUGCUUAUUUUAUAUGUAUAUAUGUAUUGAAAAAAUGCUCCUGUUUUUAUAUAACGCUUAAAGUUUCUCAUUGUAUGGAUAAAAUAACGAUAAAUUUCUUCUGAUUUAUAACCUGAAUUUAAAAGGCUGGACGGUACUUUAUCUGACAUAUUAUGUCAUCUUUUGUACCAGUAAUCAUUUCACUCUCAAUUGCCACGAUUAGGGUUGUCCAAGAUUUGAAGAUUUUAUUCUCGUUACUCUGAAAACCGUAGACAUAGUGGAGACUUGUUAUUUGAUAUUUUUGUUUGCUUAAACAAUUCUUGGAGACUGUAGUUUGCAAACUUGCACUUUUACGAAAAAAUUAUUUUGGCUUUGUACGACACAAUAGAAACUUGCUGUCAACAUAACGAAGUUAAUAUUUAAUGCACUGGUUGGAAAAUCCUCUGCCGCAUCUUAUUUGAAAAGAAAGCAAAUGAUAAAUUAAAAAAAAAGAAUGCAAUUACUGUUAAAAUUUCCAUAAGUUCUGGAAAUAUUUCUGCUGUGCUUAUUAAAACGCCCGUCAUUGUGCGUUGUUUAAGAGUAAGGCGGUGAAUGCAGCUAGACAAAUGAAUUUUGAAUUGUUUCGUCUUUCAUGUCAGCCUGCGGUGAAAUUGUGAUUUAGAUCCAACUAAUGUAAUUUUCGAACCAUCCAGAAUAGUUCCAAUGUUGUCAUUUUAAAUGACCGUAACAAAAUAUUGUUGUAAACCAGACAGUUUAACUUGUACAUGGAAUCGUGUAUUAAUUAUUUGAUACCCCUGGUGAAUAUUGACGUCGGAUUAUGUUCAAAACUGACGAGUUUGCAGUGACCCUUGGUUUCGUCAUUUGUGUUGUUCGUUUGUAAACAAUUCUUUUGUUUUGUACUGGUACUUAACAAAGAAUGAAAAUACGGGAAGGCUUGAAGGCGGUUUUUAAAUUUUCCUUUAUUAAAAAACUAAAGGAAACAACUGAAGCUUUUUUUUUACAUGGGUCCAACUGUGUAACUCAUGCCGAGUUUAGCUGGUGAGCACCAAGCAACUUUUUCCCGCGCUUUGACGUGUCACGAAAAUUAUAUCAAUAUACCUUCGGAAGGUUCAUUACAGAGAAUAAUACCCCUAUUUGAGGAACACCCUUCACAGUGAAAACGUUACUCCUUAUCACCAUCGGCAGAAAGAUAAUUUAAAAGUAAAUAAACUCUUUUCGAUGGCAUUUGUUUACAUCACGUUAAUCCGUUAGCACCUUACAGAGCUAUCGCCCUUUCAUACCAGGCAAACGUCAAUUCUUUUUAAACCACGUUUUUGUGGUGAGUAGAUUAUUUUCGUUAUACUAUUGUUUUUGUAAAUCACCACCGAGAUUAAUUACAGUAUUAGUUACAACUGCUCACUAAACAUUAAAUUCGGUAACAGAAAUUACAAUUGUAGAAGAAAAACCUACCAUGUUUUUCACUUACACAGUUAGCCUAUUUUACUUUUUUUCAUUAACAUUACGUUUCAGACCUUCAUUUUUACUUUCCAUUGGUAUGACUGUGUUCUUUGUGCAAUUCAUUUGUACUUUACAUUGAGUACAUGCAUUUAAGCCAUUCAUUUUUUUAUUGCAAAAAAGAGCGGAAUCUUCUAACAGUGAUUCAGAUCGCAAAAUGUGAUUAAGAAGAGAGGGAAUGAAACUCUAAAUUUGCAAAUCGUGUCAAAUAAAUAUUAGUGGCCUUCCUGUUCUGACUUCAAACCCCUCUUUUUGACUUAAAGAAAACGUUUUCAUGAGAGAACUGUUAAAACGAGCUUAAUCGAAUGGCUACGCCACUUAGUUUCGUCUACCGAGUAAAAUAAAAGCUGUAAUUAUAUUGAUAUGAAAAACAUGACUCGAUUGCCUUUCUAACCCUUAUGAUUUCAUUUAAAACCCAAACAAAUGCAGUGAUAGUGGUAUUUUAUUUUCUAACAAAAUCGAAGUUGUGGAAAAAAUGGGUUGAAGUAUUAGUUCGGCUAAACAGAAAACAAAGAAGCUAGAUUUAUCUGAUAAAGAAUUAAAAAUUAUGGUUUAUGAUGAAGUAAUUUAGAACAGAUUUCCAACGACACGGUUUUAUUUUUGCAAAGUACAAACUGAAACCUUUAGGAAAAUUUAAAGGAAUGAUCGAAUUUGUUUUUGUGCAGUGAACUUUCAAAAUUUUAGUUUUCCAAACCAAGAAAAAAAAAUUGAACAGUAAACAGCUUAAUGAGCAUCUUGUCUAAAGAAAGAAGGUUAUACUUAGAAGGAGGAAAUGGAGUACGACCAAAGACGUUUUUUUUUAUUAGGAUAUUCGCGAAAAAGGAAUCUCGUCGAACCUAAAUUCGUGUUUCGAAUGUGUCAAGUCGUGAACAUUGCAGCUGUUAAGUAAGCUUAAGAAGUGAGGUUGUACAGCAAGGCUGAGACCUCUGUCCAAAGAACUUUCUUACCUCUCGCUAAAUGAAGGAGACCUCACUUUUUGUCUCACUAAGAGUUUUAGACAUCGCAAGAGUUUUAUCCUUUCUUUCCUCUGUGUUUUUACUGUUACGCCGUCAAAAAUAAAACUGAAUGCAAACCAGUCAAUACAGAAAGUCCAGAAUCUGGAAAAUGAAAGAAAAUAAAUAUACAAAAAGCCUCGCCAAGAGUCAGGUCUGUGCGAGAUAUUCGGAAAAACGUCUUACCCAAAUUUGUAAAGGUUUGGAAACGCCAUGUUGGUGUCCCUUUGCGAGGCACAAAUAUGGCCGCCGGAAACCAACAGAAACAUCCUUUCCUCCUUAUGCGUGAAUUCAUCAGUUGAGGAACUCAUAAAGGUUUAAGUAAUAUUUUCUCUAACACAAGGAAUGUUUAGAUAGCAAAAUCUCCAAAAAUCAGUGACGUUUUAAAUCCACAUAAGAGCUUUCCAGGCUGCGAGCUAAAUGCCGUGUCACGUAAAAGCCUGGAAAUUCAAACGUCUUCUAUCGCAAAACGAAGAAUCUUGUGGAACAGAAAAUUUGCGUGAUCAUAGGUUUUUAGGUGCUGUAAUACCUCAUGAAGGUAGAAACUCAGAAGACUCGAUAGUUCAGUUCUUAGUUUGAAUUUUAGUUACGUCAUGUGAAAACCCCUAAUAGGAAUGAACAAAGCCUUAAGACGAGCGACACCUUUGUAAAGAGUACUGCACCACUGUAGGGUGGGUGGGUGUUAGCAAUUUUAGCGGGGCGUUUAACACUUCGAACCUUGGAAGUUUCGGCUCAAGCCUUAUCAUAACUUUGCUUUCUAAAACAAGUUGCCUUGUUUUGUGUCUUCACCUCGUUUAGCUCAAUGUGUUAUGGGUUAGAAAGGCUCUUUUAAUAAAGGCCAGAGUGGAUUCUAUACAAGACUUUCAAUCACUACAUUGUUGUCUGUUUUGUAUCCACAGACUUUUCCUGGGAACAGAGACAGCUAUUCCAUUCAACGAAACGAGGUUGCAUUACCCGUUGUUGCAAAUUCAAUCAUGAUCAUGGAAAUGUCACGACAUAAUAACUUUGCUAUGCGGAUGGAAUUAUACGGCUGCGAGCCAGGUUAGUCAUAUUUUUUUUAAUCGUCGGUCUAGGGAUUUUGUCUUGAUAAGGAUUUGGCUGGGGUUGCAUAACAUACUAAUAUAGGGAAUAUAUCAAGUGCAGAUGUCCGGAGUUUGCCACUCUAAUGUGACCGAGUGUGGCAGUUAACGAUCAACAUGUGCUCGGUCGAACAGAAACAUAACAAAAAAAAAAUCGCCCUAGGGUUGAGUUUGCUUUUUCCAGUUUCACAAUUUUGUGAUUGAAUAGAUUAUUCAACUUUUGCUAUGGGUUUCAGGGAUCACUUAAAAGAGAAAAACUGAAGAUCUCCUUAUAGUAAAUCGCCGGUUUUUACAGUUCAUGCUGAUUUUUUUGCCCCGCUAAUCCUCUGGAUUAGUAGCGGGUAAGAAAAAUGCGGUUUGUACGAAAACCUGUUAUUAUUUACUCAGGCAAUGAAUUUUACCACAGGGCGUCCAGUUUCAAACAGAUUCCUCGAAAUCAUGAUAUAACGAUUGUGUGGGAAUUUAUAAUGAGUUCGAUAAAACAGUAAAAGUGUAAAAAAUAAACAGCCGUUAUAGUGUACUAAUCUCUUAAAGAGAUGUCUUUGCCCUCGUUUACAAAAUAGCCGAGGUUUAAACCGACAACCUGUGGUUUUCCCGCCACUUCUUUGGAAACAAUUUAGAGGUUUCCCCUGGAUACCCUCGUGAAUAUCGUUUUGUAUGAGUUGAUUUUUCCCUUGUCCAUCCCCGUCGAUGUUGAUUUUGAUCAGGCGGGGUGGCUACUAAGCCAAGAGCGAUUUCGAAGGAAGGCCCAAGGACGAAUUUCAGAAUUUCUUUUCUUCAGUUUGUUAUAUUUCUCGUUUUCUUGAGGCCAUGGCACAAUAUAUGGAACUGAUUGACGUUUUUUUAGAGAGGAAAACCUUCAGUUUACGCUCAGGCGAAAAUUUUUGAGCGAUUGGAGCCGCCCGAAGACAGUUCAAAGCUGAAGCGUCUCUUGCAUUCUUCUUAGUAGAGAAAAAAAAAAACCCAGAUCUUCAAAACUUACUAAAACGGUAUUGAUAAGGUAGGAAACAGUAAGAAAUAUCACGAAGAUAUAUCUUUUAAUAGGCAUUUUUAGUGUAAAUUUUGAUGGCCUUUUACCUUGAUUGGUGUUUUAUCUAUCAAGCUCACGAUGAAUUCUCAUACUCAUGAUGUGGCUUUGGGGUUUCUGUUAUGAGCGUGGGUACCCUGUGGAAGCGGAAACAAAAGGAGGACAAGUUCAUUGAAACGGAAAAAUAGGCAAAGACAUUGGUUCCUUCUGUUCCUUCUGAGGCAGCAGUUACGUACAACAAAAGGAACAAUACAGCUAAGCAAUAAAGCCACUAGGAGAGCUCUAUUGUUUGGUUCCUUUGUUUCUUUUGCGAAGACCCUGCUGCAGCAAAUUUAAUCGUACUUUGGACAAACUUGUUUGAAUUUGUUUGGUAAGACUUCUGCAUAACCCCUUCAUUAACUAUACAUACACCCAAGGUUCAGAGAAAACAAAAGUCAGAACAAUAUUAAGCCUUUGGAUUUCAGCUGUUUUUGUUUUAAUAAGUUUUAUUUAAACCAGUGGGCCUGAAAAUCGUCUUACACUUUUAACGUCAAAACUUUCUUCACUUUGUUUACUUACGCUGUGGCUAGUGAUAUAUCUGCUGCUCGUGGUAUGAAGUGCCUUUUUAUAGUGAUGUCUUGUUUUGCUUGACAGGUUAUUAUUUUGUUGUUUGGCUGAUGAUGACGGAUUACAUUUUUAAAACCGAUUACCUGGAUAGAGAAACAGCUGACUACCAGCUUUUGACAAAAUACGUGGUGUAUGAGGUGAAUUGAAUUGUUUAUUUGUUUUAUUCACUUCUUGGUUUGAUUUGAACGUCAUGAUUGAGCAUAUUAACAAUAUGAAAUCUCUCCAGUUUUGCUUUGACCAUGACUUCCCCUUGCUGUUGCAAUGUCAGUAACUUUCAGUCUAUUCUUGGCUAGACUGACACGAAUGAUCAUAUAUGGCUACUUGGUUCAGAUCUUUUUGAGAGAUGUUUUUUUUUUACCUCACAAAAAGGAAAGAAAGGGUAGAAAUUGAGACCUUGUUAUAAUUGCAAAAUUAAUGCUUGCAUUUAGUCCUGUCUGGAGUCUAUUCGUUCCGGUAGUAAAACAGAAUCUAGCAAAACAGAACAAUAACGUUCGAAAUGAUUAAAACGUUAUGCUGAUUAUGUAUGAAUAUAUCUUUAUUUUUAUUAUUUUAGACUAAAGCUGCUCUGAAAAGUUCUCCCGGAUUUCUUUCCGCAGAGCUAGUUCGGUUUACGUAAGUGUCUACACUGUAUGUUAGCUUAGCUUUUCGUUGGUCUCACGACUGUCACUUUAUUGGCCUGACUUUAUAAUUCGCUGACUGCUAGUACGCCUGGUUGUUGAUUGGAAAUCUGGGUCGGUGCUUGAUGGUUGUUGGAGGAACCAGGUCCCUUGACCUCCCAGUUCGCGGGCCCUUUGUUCUCCAAGCACCCUGGAGACUUGUUUGGGUGGUUGCCGCUCAUGGUUACCUUCACAAUUGCUAGCGGCUCCCUCAGUUUACUCAGGCACCUUCCCCACACCCAUCUAUUGGUGAUGGGUUUAAUAGUACAAAAAAAUUCAUCUGCAAACAAACUUUCAGGGUUUAUAAUAAGUAACGAAGACCUUAAGAAAACAUAUUUCCGAUUUCAACAUCUGCAUUUAUUUAUGAAGGCUGGCCUAAGACGUUCAGAUUGAUCAUGAGGCAUUAUAGCCGCGGCUCCUUAAAUUCUUUUUAGCAGCAUAUUUUAGAAGAACUCCGUUUAGACUGUGUUUUUUUUCCCUCUAUACUUUAUCUCUGGCGCACGAAAUGUCUAUAUAGUGUUGUGACAUAGCGCGCGUGCUUGCCCCGUAUGAGUCCUAUUGAGCCGCUAUAAACUAUGAACAAAAUCUCUGUUUACGCACGCCCGUGCGUAAAUAAAGAUUUUUUUCAUGAUGACGUGUUCAGUCGUGUUUUUCGUCUCUUUUCCUAAGUACUAAGUACCCAAAAAUCUACGGCAAUGAUGAAAACCUUUCUAGCAUUUUUGGAAAUUAGCUUCUAGCCACUCAAACCAACAGCAAAAGCUGUGAAGAUGUUUCGCAAAUAAUAGAGACUGAGUCGUUGAAAAGUCUGUCGUAAAGAAUAAUCCAGCGGCUUAGCUAGCUAAUAGUGCGAUUUUGAUACAAGCGCCAAACUUUGUAGGAAUCUUUACAUUCCCAGGCUUGUCAUUUCCUGAUAUAGUGCCAACCUCAAUUUUUCAAUUCCAGCUAGUUAGCAACGAAUGAAAUUUUCGCGCCCGGGAGCCCCCGCGAAGUUAUUUUUCUUGCUCUUUUUUAGAUCGAAAGUGCCCAUAACGAAUUUUGUUUUCUUUUCUCAUCCAAAUCUACACAUCAAGCAAUGACGUUUCCGUUUAUUUUGAUUCCGACCAAAAGUGAUUUUUUUAAGUCUUCGAAAUUUGCCGCCAUUUUGUUCCACCAUUUGCAUUAAUCUCCUCUCGGUUGGACUGGAGCCGUGACGUAGGUUCAAGAACUCUUAUUCCUCUCAAGCCAAGUGAUUUGGUUGUGUCUUUCUCGAUCAUGGAAAAUAUACUGUGGAAAAUGCCUGAGAGAUGUGUUGCAGCACGUUGCAAAAGGUAGCUGACCCUAAGAAGAAUAUAUCGAUGCAUAAGAUUCCGUUCUUUGGCGAGGAAUGCCGGAUAAAGAGGAAAAGAAGAAAGGCAUGGAUCAAUGUUGUGUUGGAGAGGAGAAAGAUGUGGGUGCCGGGGAAGACGUUUUAUUUCAAAAUACCGGUACAACAAUACAGAUGUUUAAAUUUGGAUGCAUAACAUAACAUAACAUAAAACUUUAUUUAUACUCGAAUUUUAGAGUAGCUAACAAGCUAAUAUCUUCGAGCUGACACUACAUAAAAACUAUAUAGAAAAUAUAUAUAUAUACAUUAAAUGCAAGGAAAGAAAAUAUUAUUUACAAUUCACAAUUUUAAGUUUAAGUAUGUCAGGCAAAAAGAAUCUACAUGAAGGUAACAUCCUGUAUUUUAGUCUUAAAGGCUGCAAAAAAACUGGUACGAAAAAAGUCCGGCAGUGCAUUCCACUGCUUAGCUGAAAAGUAAGAAAAGGAGUUAAGACCAUAGGUAGUUUUUUUGGGUUUACUUAGUGAAAGAAUGUAGUUGCCACGAAGAUCAUAGGAAGAGGACCGGAGUGAAAACAUAUUCUUCAUAUAAGUAGGAAAAUGAGUGAAAAACAAACUCUUAUAUAACAGAAUGAGGAAAUUUUGAAUGCGUUUGUUAAACAAAGAAGUAGAGCUCACUUUUGAGAGAAGAGUGUUGUAUGGAGACGAGUAAUCUCCAGGUAUAAAUCUAAGUAUAAAUCUAAGUAUUCUUUUAUGCGAAUUUUCAUUGUUAAUCUCUCCUGCGAAUUUUCAUUGUUAAUCUCUCCUCUUCAUCGAUAUAAAUGCAGGCCAUAUUUUGGAAUUUAUCUGCACAUGCUUUUCCUCUCUUUUCUCUUGGUUGAGUUGGUUCGGAUGGUAAAAGUUUGUGCUAUCUCAUUCAAAAUAUGCAUGCAACUCGGCUUAGAAAAAAAAAAAAAAGAAAACUAUUCUAGUCAUAUAAAAGAGAAAAUCGUCGGUUAUGUUUAAAAACAAUGAAGUAAGAUAAAGGUUAAUUUGAAGACGAAGGAAACGGGUAGCUACCUCAAGCAGUUGACUGGUUUCAAUGUGUUAUUUGCCAGAGGGAAACAACUGAAAACCCUCAGUGUCCUGUUAACUGGAAACGGCACUAAUCUUACUUGUGCUGGAUAUAUUAUUUUUGAACAAGACUUAACUUCAUUUUAUGAAAUGAAAAAAUGAAAUUUACCAGUUGAACGCAGGGGAUAUGUUUUGACAUGGAAAUGGAAUUCAGCUUCCACAUUAUCAAGACGUUUGCUAUGUGGCAAUACUCUCGCCACGAUGCGUUCAACAGGACGAAACCGGAUCGCAUGAUGAAAAGAAAAAUUCCUGUAACUAAUCCACAGCAUCAAACGCACGCGGUCAAGAAUGCGUCUGUUUGCACGGAGAAGAAGGAGACAUUAAAAUGAUAGUCGUUGUAGCUAAUGUAGUAGAAAAUUUUCACUAGUCAAUCAUGAUUCGAAAUUCAGCCUUUUUUUCGCUCCGUUUUCCCCACUAUCUUGGAGCCUGACCUAGGCUCAUUUGUACUUGAAGGAAUUUUGAGUGUCCUAUGGGACAGGAAAUAUCAUACCCACACUCUUUCCAAAAGCCUUUGGUCCAUCUAACUCGACGUUUCUCCUUGUCUUCUAUGCCGUAACAGUGUGUGAUUAAUACAGCUUCCUUCUCUGCUGGUUAUAGAAUUGCCAUUAAAAGGAAGUAAUUGUUAUUAUUAAAAUAAUGAAGAAACAUAAGGGUCACUGUGCUUGUUUUUGCGGUAGAACUGCAGAUAGUGCGCACCACCUGCAUUUCUUGCGAUUUUUGAGGGAGGAUUGGGGCGAGUUUCAAAGCGGCAUGUGCGUGAAAGGUGCAAGAAAGCAUUGAAAAAUUCGUUUUUAUGGAAUUUACAUCGAGAUAAAGCAAUUAGGACACCAUGUGAUAAAGAUGAAGCUUUAAUGUCAUGAAAGUAGUGAUUCAGCACAACAUCCAUUAUCGAAGGCCUCAGUUAGGAAGUUUAACUCAGCAACACGCGUACCGCUUAGUUAAGGCACAUUUCCAACACUUUGACUCAUCUGAGCUAGAAAAAAACUGCUAUGGAAAAGUCCAAUAACGGUUUCCUUCGAUUGACGUCAUUUUAAUCAUGUUUCUGCAGAAGCUCCAUUUUCACGGCUGCCAUCUUGUUAUGUGCAGUGGGGGUGCACAUUUGGUCCGUAAUAAAAAUGUGAAAUCUAUUAGGUAACAAAGCUAUGUGCAAAGAUAUUAGUUGUAUCACAUAUAAUAAUCAAACAAACUGAAGGCACAUUAAUUUUAUUCAGUCGUUGUAGUUUAAGUUUUCUUUUGCUUACGUUGUCAUGGCAACGCACAGUUAAGGUUAAAUGGCGUGUUAUAAACAACAUGUACGUGGUAAGAAGGUUGGAUGACUGAGUGAAAUGAUACUAUGUCUUGAAAAACUAGGACAAAUAAUUUAAUGAAUUUAAUUCAUUAAAUUUUUAUCAAUUUUAAUAAAUUGUGGUUUCUAUGGAAAGAGAGGUAAUUCCGACUUGGCACUAGUAUAUCUGAAGAUGCUUGUAUUGGUGACUACUAUCAGUGUGCCAAAUUUCAUGCUUGUAUCUAAAAGAGCACAGCUCACUUAAAAUUUCUAGCUAAGCCGCCUGACUUAGAAGGACAUUCAGCUGGAAAAAGACCUCAAAUUGGUCCUUGUCGGGAAAUAUCCAAUUUGUGUAAAGUCAGUGUCCUCCGUUUUUAACUUUUGUUUAUCCUUUACAAAAUAAGUUAAAUGGCGAAAAAUUAUGCGCUUUUACUAUCGCCUAACAAUCCGACUGUAACAGGAAACUUUCUCUUGCAAUAACAAGACAAAUUACACAAGAAGACAUUAAUCUAUUACUCACAAAAACAUCUGCUGCCAGGUCUUCUCAAGAAGCCGUAAUGACCAGCCAUUGUUCGUAAGUGAAUAUAAAGUAGGAUGACAGUCGUCUUCGCUGAAAAACAAAGUUUUCUGGAUUUCGCCAAGCAAAACAUAAACAUCUUUUCGGCGAAUCCAAACCAUACUCCACGACUUCUUAUAAACAUGUGAGUAUUUCAACAUUAGGUGGACUUUAAGACUCUUUUGACUUUGUUUCUGCUUAGUUUCCAUUGAUCGUUUUAAAUAAGCAAAUUUUCUUUCUCAGUUUUACCGUAAGAAUUUUCUUUCAAAGUAGACGAUUGUGGCGCGUUUGUAACCGGCUUAUAGAAGCGUUUGUUUUUCUGUGUCGGGCGUUGCGAGAAUUUUGCAGUUAAUCAAAGAGCAAGCAUUUUUGUCAGCUAUGUUAUAAUAGAAUUUGCUCAUGCUUUUACCUGUGCGUAUAUCGAGUUAUGGAUGCACUUGGGAAGUUUGGAGAGCACUCAAGAGGCUAGAGUUGCUCUCGGCUGCGCCUCGAGAAACUCUUUAGGAACAUUCGUACUCUCCAAACUUCCCCCGAUAUCCAUAACUCGAUACACGCACGCUAAGCAUGAACAAAUUCCUAACUUAAAUACAGCCAUAUGCAACAGCGUUCUUAUUAUACAGUAAGUGGUAUCAUGGCGGCAGUAAUGAAGCGUAAGUCUUGGACUGCAGGAGGAAAGAUCUCAGCUGUUAUCGUGUAACAUGCGGAUGGGCUGGAGUUUUUUUGAAGUAGAAAAACAGAAAAAAAAAAAGAAAAAAAAGAGAACAACAGCUUUAAGUGGCACUGAAUGCCAAGGGAUAUGAACCUUGGGCCAUAGAAUAAAUUGAAGGCUAUGGCCCAUUGGGCCUAAGUCGAAUGUUUUGCAGAAUGGUGUUUAUUUACUUGACUCGCCAUCCAUUAUGUAAUACAUUUCUAUCCUAAAAAAUCGUCCCUUCUUAUCAAGCUUGCUACUGAUCUUGAUUAUCUUAGAAUAUAUGGCAAUUUAACGUGGUAAUAUGGGCUUCUGGUUUGACCGUGAAAGAAAAAUGAAAACAAAUAAUUAUUGGUAGCCGAGAGAGCUAGAGUAAAGCUGUUACUAUAUUAAAAUAUAUCACUUAUUUCACUUCCUUUCUUUCAGUCCUCAGACCAAAGGAGCGGAAAUAAAACUGACGGCAGAACUUAAGAUUGAAUGCAUAGAGGCUGGUGUACAUGACAUCACAGCUGCCCUCACAAGAUACCUAGCAAGUACAGUAGGCCUGUUUGAACAACAGUACGUUAAACUGCAAUAUGCCCGUAAGUAUGACGCUUUGGGUGUACUUUUCAGUUUUUAGCAAGCUGUUGCUGUUCCCAGGAAUUCGAGGUCCCCUUGGAUUCAAGGCGGUUUCUUCGGUUAACUUCGUAACGAACAUUUUUGUUAGUAAUGCCAUAUAGGGUGACUGGAUCCGUGGAUGAACUCGUGAAGUAGACGCCACUGAACACUGAGUGAUGUUCUCUGGUGCUAUUCAUCACGCUGCAAAAAAAAAAUGUAUACAACUUUUGAGGAAUCUUAUGUGGUGUGACCAUUCAAAUGAAGGUUACUAACACUAAUGUUGUACUGUUUAUGAUCCUGUUGAUUCCAUUAAAAGUGUAACCAUUCCAAUGAAAGCAGCUAAUAAGCAGUACGUUUUUAUCGUGCUGUACGCGUUUGCAUCAAGUUUUGAGGCUGUGAAUAAAAUCCUAAAUUUAAAAUCAUAUUCAGUGAAAGCUUCUGAGAGUGCAAAGAAUGAAAGGUUUUUUUCCUCAUCGUAUCUAUAAUAUCAUCGCAAAUUUCGGCUCUCUGAAUAAAAUCUGAUUGCCCCUGGCAUGGGAAAGAUAAUUGAGAUUUAAGCUGCCGGCAGUAAUCCCAAAUAAAGUUUUCUGUUUUUCGUUAACAGUUGAUUAUAGUUGCCGUCCCCCCAAAGUACACGUCCUCCUAGACAAGUCGCACAUCAAUGCUACAAAGAUAACAACGGUUGAUAUGUUUUUCGUUAUCGGAGAGUUUGCCCUUCGUUGCAAUACUUCCACUUCCUUUCGGCUCUCCUGGGACAGCUAUGAAGUCGAUGGUAAAAGUGGAGCUUUCAAAUUGAGCCCGUCCCUGCAAAUCGUGGGCGCUCGGAAACUUACUAUUCGACCAAAAAGUUUGCGUGCGGGGUUGUAUUUUAUACGACUGGUCGCCGAAAUGACGAAAGAGGAGGGCGCUUUGGGCUACGAUUACGGUUUUCUUCAAGUGGUGUAUCCUGAUCUUGUUGCUAAGAUACGUGGUGUGGACAUGGUGGUAAAGGGUACCAGCGAUGUUGUGUUAGAUGCAACAGAUUCCUACGACCCGGACGAUCCCGCAUCGCGGGACCAAGGCAUUACGUUUACUUGGUUGUGUCGAAGAGAAGACGAAGAUUUCUCGAACCUGGAGUCACUCCCUAUCGAUACUUCCCAUGGGAGGGAAAAAGUCCUUGGAGGGUGUUUUGGAUAUGGCGUCGGGAAGAUGAACACAACGGAACCUUUUCUAAAGAUCAGUGUAAAUAAGAUGGUCUCACAGUAUAGCUACGUAUUUGAACUUAUUGUUGAGAAACAAAAACGAAGUUCCACUGCAAGUCAUAUACUGCGGGUAGAGUCUUCUAUUGCAUUUUCUAUCAGGUAAAUAGUUUUUCUUUGACUAUCACUAAUACUCAUGAAAUUUGCAUCAGUUAGUUAAAAUUGGUAUUCAGAAAGAAAUUUCAUUCGAUUAAUUGAACGUCAGUCAACUAUUCACAUUUUCACCACUAAACGAUUUUUUAGCGAACUUUUUUGUGUUUUAGAGCAAGGACACAAAAUCUGAUUGCAUUCUCAAUUUUAAACUUGCAUGGUUGCUUUUUUCCCCGGAUCUUAAAACCAGCCUUUUAAUCUACUUUAAGUUAUAUACUUUGCAAUACUGAAACAUUCUAGACCUUCUAUACUGUCAACCAUGUUGGUUAAAACAGUGAAAAAAACGUCGACAGGUGUGCGUCGUACAAGACGUCAGUCAUGCGUCUCUUCGUUCACAGAUCAUUGGUAACGACCAACUAAAUUUCGCGUGGACUUCAGCAUUUUUAAUAUACUUUCAAUUUGACUCAGUUAUUCAUGGAGGCUCAGUCUAUGCCUCGCGUAACGGUAAAUGGCAGAUGUCAGAUAUGAGACCACGUGACUCUUUUCCCGCUCUUUUUCAGUAAUGCUCGUCGUUUGUCGCUGGCCGGUUACAAAGUCAAGAUGAGUUUUCUUAUUUAUGUAAAACGUAAAGAGAAAGAACUUAACUUUUUUAACGGAUGCAAUCGCUUGAGGAUCUCUCCUGUUUGCCGUUACGCUCUUUCUGAAUAGCUUUUGAUGUUUACUCUUAACAGAUGUAAAAGAAACUGCGGCUCCAAGGUGACCGCAAAUAAGCGCAUGAUAAUUGAGUCUGAAUGCAAGGGCGUGUCGUGCCAAGCGAUCCAAAAAUACAACUGGACGCUUUUCAAGUUCCAUGUCUUUGCCGAGAACGAAACGUGGGUGCAAGAAACAGACUUGGAGAACAGGAUCCUUACAGAACCGGAUAGCUCGAGUCUGGUGUUUAAAGGUAGUUUUCCAAAAUAUAGCACUAAUGGAACUUAAAUUGAUCACUUUGGCAGAAGUCUCUCAAUAGCCCUCAGUGCUGUAUCUUUUUACUAGGAAUCUUACUGUUUAAAGUAUUUUGGCUGACAGAAAAUAACAUUCUGUAGGACACUUCUGGGCCCCUACUAAAAUGAGAUAAAGCUAGUGGCCCUCAGCAGAAAAUAUAUUUUAGUCACAGAAAUAUUUUUGGCGUAGUUUUUUGAAGUUGUAAACCUUCUAUUAUCACCAAGGGCUGCUUUGUGGUCACCCUAACCUUGAAUUUUUACAGAGUUUUUUUUAGCAUAUUUGAUAAUAUCCACAGAAUAACGUUUCUUUCGAAUUUCGUUUUAAGGUGCGCGCAAACGGACGUAGCAACUCUCAAACGUUUUUGCAGCGAUGUGCAAACGAAUGCAACAACUCCCUACAAUGUUGGGUUCUGGAGUGCAUCGUGGGAAGGAUACAACCCAUAAGACUUUGGAGACCAUGGAUGACCAUGUGCAGGGCCACGUGUAUUGCGCGCGCGCGUGGCCCCAGGAAUGUUGGAAGAGCGGCGCAAAUGGAUCCAACAUUGUUGCGCUACGUUUCGGUGAUCACAGAACAAAAGAAAUGUUGGGAGUCGUUGGCUCAACAGUUUGACCGGUUUCAAACUUUGCACAACAACUCCAAACAACACGCAACAACUUGCAACAGGAUGCGCCAACGGACGCAACAUGCAGCAUUCAACAAUGUUGCAUCCGUUUGCACCGGUCUUUACCUCCCCGCUAGCUAAGCGAUAUAAUCCCUAUAAUCCCUUAUAGGAAAGCUCAACGAUUGGGAGAAUUCAUUGGCGGAUAACACCAAGUACAGACUGAGAGCAUCUGUGCACCUUGAUGAUGACACAGUUGAGGAGAGUGAGAUCUUCUUUAAGACUAAUUCUCCGCCAGUGUAUAAUAAUUCUGACGAAAUGGCCGGCUGCUCAGUGACCCCUGAAAUUGGACACGCGGUUACAACGGAGUUUACUAUUUCCUGCCGGGGAUUCAAGGAUGAAGAUAUGCCACUAAGCUAUGAGUUUAGGUAUGUUUGCAGAGAAUUGCACGUUCAUUUUGAGUUGCUGGUCAGAAAAGCGUAAAAGAGAUGUAUUCUUCUAGAUUAGAUACAAAUAAAAAAAUGUGAUUUUUUUGUGCUGUUUACUGAAUUUAAGCGACUUCCUGAAACGCAAAGUAAUAACAUAAAAAUUACGGCCUUUAUUCUGGGGCACCCAACGACAGUGUUCUGUAAAAUACCUGUUCGCAGAAGCUAAAAUUUUCUAUUCCUUGGCAAAGUUCUUCUUCCCUACGGUUUUCUGAAGUUUAAUAUUUCGCAUUUCACUCCCCAGAUUAAGGUAUUUUCCGAAGAAAAAGGAAACCUAAAAUUUUCGGAUUCGUAAAUGCGAUAGAAAUAGGAAUCAGAAAAAAAUUCUCACUUUCGUGAAACUUCAAGUUGCAUCCAAAAUUUUCCGGAAAAUAAUAUUGAGGCCAUGGUAAUUUCGAAAAGACCACAAGUUGCACUAAGAUCACGAACAAAUAUACAUUUUGUAGCGCCGAUUUGAAUUUAUUUCCAAAGAUCUAAAAGUACUCUCUGGAUAGACUAAAAAGAGUUUUCAAUGCAUUUAGGAGGAAACCGUCGUUGGGUGCCCCUUUCAAAUCUUUUUUGUUAGCAACUGAUCAUGACAUCUUGCAAAUCUUAACUGUACCACGGGUACCUAAGCAGGCUUAAAAAGACCCAACAUUUGUUAACCUCGUUUUUCAUUUUUCUCCUUUUGGAUCUGUAGCUAUCACACGAACACGGGUGCUGUUGUCAUACAGAAAGGCAGUUCAAGCAGCACUACUACCAGGCUUCCUCUUGGUGAUCUGCUUGAUUACGUCAUUGCCCUGGAAAUUCAGAUCAUCGACUCACUAGGGGCUGCUUGUAUGGACGUCCUUUUAGUUAACGUAGGUUUUAUUCUAGCAUAAAAUAAAUAAAAUAAUUAAUUAUUAGACCAAUACAUUAUUGACAGUGGAAAGAAAUUUCAACUCCUGAUAUAGCUUUGCUUUAAACCAAUGCCGCAGCUACAUCAGUCUGUUUAUUCUAUAACUACCAACGAAAUACUAGGAGAGUUUUUACGGGAAAACACGAUAUCUUAAUCUUCACGCGUGAAUAGAUCAGCGUUGCUAUGAUUACAUGAUCAAUCGCGCCUUUCGUAACCAGAAAAAUAUAACUGAAAUAGUUGGUAUUUCAUUGGUGUUGAUAUAAUAAAUAGAAAAUUACAUGGCCGCUUGCAUGGGAACACUCGAGUUAAAAAAUUUUGCAACACUCGAAGAUAAAUUUCUUAACUCUGCGCGUCCAUGUAAUAUUCUAUUCAAAUUUGAGUUUCAUGCUGUGAUGGAACAGGACAGUGAAAAGAUUGUCAAGCAUAUCCCAUCAAACAAAGCGCCCGGGCAUGAUAGAGUAUCUGCUAGAGUGCUUAAAGACAGUCUACCAGCCACGCUACCUGUCAUUACUAAUCUGAUUAAUUCUUCGUUCGCAUCGAAAUGCUUUGCGCAGGCGUGGAAGUCUGCAGUGGUCAUCCCAAACCUCAAGUCCGGCGAUCCUGAUGAGCCCGAAAACACCCGCCCUAUAUCCCCUCUACCUGUAAUGUCAAAGGUAUGCGAGAGGGCUGCUCACACGUAGUUUAUGGACUUUUUGGAUAAACAUAGCGAGAUAUCCGGCUUACAGGGUGGAAAAAGAAAGUUCCACAUCACUGAAACCGCCUUACUUCACUACACGGACCAGCUCCUUGUGCUGCUCGACAUGUCUAAAGCUUUCGACAGCAUCCAACAUGACAACUUAUUAUCAAAACUGCACGUACUGGUUGUGUCGGCCUCCACGCUAUCCUGGUUCAAGAGUCAUCUAUCAUUACACAAGCAAGUGGUCAGGAUUGGCAGUGACCUAUCAGCACUAGAAAUAUGUCACAGUUAAAUCUACCUAAAUGCAGCCUGCAUUUAGGUAGAUUGUCAACUGGUCAACGUUCUUUCGCCUUUCUUGGGGCAAAAGAAUACAACCUACUCCCAGAAAACAUUCGGAACUUAAACAAUAUGUCAAGUUUUAAAAGGAGAGACGCCGCUCAUUUUCUUGGAAACUCUUCUUAAAUAGAUUGAAUCACAUUUUUCAUGACUGUAUAUAACAGUCGUGUAAAUAUUUCUUGUUGUAACAGAUGUAAACAUUUUUGCCCAUUGUAAUUUUAUUAUUGUAUAUUUUGUUAUUAUUGUACAUUACGACAUAAUAGCCCCGUAUAGAGGAGUCGUAAUAAAGUGUAUGUUAUGUCUUUCUCUUCUUAUUCGGGUUCAACCUUUCCGUAGGUUGAACCAAUGCCCGCUGAAGAUGUCACUGACACAUUGAUUAGUAUGACAAGUGGGGAGAAAAGCCCCCUUGGUAAUCUGAUUCAGUCUGGUGACGUAGACAAGGCGGCUCAGAUGGCAUACGCAGUACUGUCCAUGGUAGAUAAGAGCGAGGGAGAGAUGAACAGCAAAGACAAAAUAUCGGUAAGCUAACUUAUUUGAUAAAUUUCUAGACUUUUUGCCUCCUUAACAGUGUCUCUAAGGAGACACUGUUCUUUUGUUUUAUUUUAUCAUGUGCAAACUACAAAGGAAUCCUCAUUCCAAAACGAUGCUUAACAACAGCAUAAAAGAAUAGAAAGUAACAUGAGAAAGGUCUAUUCUUAACCGUUUAUUCAUGACCAGACGUGUAUAAAAACUAAAAACAAAGGAUAAGUAAACCAUGACUUAAUAUAAUAUUAAGAAAUUAUAGGAUCGCUCACAUGGCAUGAGAAGGUUAAAAGUCCCGGGCCAAAGUAAUUCUUUUUUAGUUAAAGAGUACCUUUGGUUAAGGCUCUUGAGUUUUUUUUUUUUUUAAGAUACCUUGUAAGAUAAGUGAAGGUUUGGACUAUUUUUAGUUUAUUAGUUGUCAAUUCUGAUAGAAAGUAAAGAAAAAAUAGCUGUGCCAAAGAAUGAGGCUUGACCACAACUACAAAGUCAAAUAACUAAAAAAAGGCAGGGAUAUUUUAAUAAUGUCUUUUCUAUUAUUCAUUCAAAGUAUUUCUCCUUUUCUGUCAUAUUUGAAAAAAUGUGGGCAGUAUACAUUCAUUGACGUCAAGCACUCUAACGUCAAUGAUUGCCUCUUGACUAAUAUACAAUUUAUGCACACCAAUUUGCAAGUCUACGAGGAGCUAACGAUGCCUUAAGAACUUGAGGAACGACCGUAACUACCCGAGGCUCAAGGUUCGCUCAUUCCCUCCCCCUCUCCUUCAGUUAUUUAUUUUACGAGUAUUUAAAGCUAUUAGAAAGGCAAUAAAACAAUUUAAUUUUUAUCAUCACGUUGUUGGGCAUUGUGGCGCAUUUUGCGGGUUGAAAUGGAGAAUUUGGCGGGUGAAAAUGCAUUUUAGCCCGCUGAAAUAAACCAAUGAAAAGAGAAGAUCAAACAGUCAUACGAUAUAUGCAACCAAUCAAAAUCGAGAAGCCAUGAUUGUAAUAUUCGCGUUGCCCUUAUGCUAGUCUGCUACACAGUCUUCUUUUGGCGCAACGCUCUGUGGGAAGGAGCGUUGCGUGACGACACUAAAAACGGCUGUGUAGCAGACCACCUUUACACUGCCAUUUUCAAAGAUCAAAUCAUGGCUGAAAACACAGAAAACAACAAACAAUUUGAGCUAGAGGAAGAAGAUCUAAAAAUGAUUAGAAAAACCUCUGAUGUAAACACCCAUAGGAGCUCCAUAGUGGGCGACGAAGUGCAUGUAGAUUUUGUAGCUUCAAGCCAUUAACGCACUCAGUUGAACCAAUUAUGCCAAAAUGUUAGUUUAACAUUUGUGCAAAUGUGCAUUUAAUUUUAACUCUUACAAAUGAGCUUUCUUGUCUAUUGUAAUUUUUACAAACUUAAAUGGCACGAUACUGUGUAAUUUCUAGCCAGUUUCGGGUAAAAAUAAAAGGCAUUCAACAUGUAAAUACUAACGUGAUUUGAUUCAGAAUGCCUUGUUUUCAUCUUAUAAACUCGGCUUUAUUUUCUCAUUGCCCUCCAAAGUGAUAAUAAUAGUUGUGGAGUUUAUGUUGUUGGGCAUAAAUAUAUAUGUUUUUGGCCCUAAUCUCAGAGCUCAUUUUAACACUCGCCUAGCGGCUCGGGCUAAAAUGAGUUUGAGUCAGGCUUGAAAUAUAUUUAUGCCCCCAAACAUAAACUCUAUGGGACGGUUAUUUAAACGGAGUUUAACCAGUGUUUAACCGCUUUGUAAGUCACUUUCAGUUUGCCUAGCGCUUUCAUCUAAACACCAUUUGUCAUUAAGAGUUUCAUUAAAGCAUAUAGUAUAGACUAGAACAGCAUUUAUCUUCUUGAAUUUAACCCACUAAGGAGGAGAUCUGAAAAUCCAAAGGUUUCUUAAACCGCGUUCUAAGACUUCGUUUAAAUAAUCGACCCUUUAUCUUUAUUACCGUUAAACAAAUAAAACGAUUACUACUGAAUUUCGGCUUUCAUUUGAGGUGGAGAAUUAUGCAGAUUUCGGAGGUUUUCAUCCACCUCAGCUUUCGGCGUCGAUGGAUAACACACUUCUUGAUCAACAUAAUUCUCCAUAUCAUGCUCAGCCUUAUUCAAUAAUUGAUAAAUAUAGAAGGUAUGAAGCUAAGUAACCAUACAAUUUAAACGUUAAAUUGUUCUAACCACAUUUUAAAGAUUACAGGUAACGUAAAGAAGCUAAACUAACAUUAUAUUUAAUCCAUCCUCUGUGUGCACGACGGUAACCAGCACGCUCACUUUUUUCAGACAGUAUAUUUAACCAUAGUCAUCCUACGUGUGCUUAAUCCGCAUCAUAUAAAAGUCGGUAGCUUUACCACAACUUGCUCUAUUAUUCGUUGUUCAUGAUGAAAAGCUUGCAAUUGCAAAGACAUUCCUUUUUCUUCUGUCUCAUUUUGUUUGUCUUUCUCAACAAGUUUGCCGGUUCUUUGCUUAAAGGUUUUUCCCCGAGAGGUUUUUCAAGUUCUCGAGCUUGCUUUUUCUCGGUCAUUCAGCGAUGAGUUUCAUUUGUCAAGCUUUAUCUGUUUCUGCUGUUGUCAGAAGGGCCUAUCCGUUUUUUUUUCUCUCACCAAUAAUUAUAACUGUCAGCAUGUCUUCAUCAUAAUAACAAAAUUAAGAUAAAUUUGGUUUCGUCGACAACUGUUGCCAUUUUCGCAGAAUUGUGCACCUAUUGCGCGGCAGUGAGUUUGCAUCAAGAUUGUAAAAUUAAGUGAACCAACCGAACGGGAUUUAAGAUUGACUGCUGCCGACUAGACAUCGAUGUAUCCCCAAGUAAGCCCUUGUGUUUUGUUCUGCUUUGAAGUGUUGUGGUUGUCAUGCAAGAAAAUCUCAGAAGCGUUACUUGCUGACUCAGCCUCAGUCGCCCUAUCUUCUUGCCUCAAGAAUCUGGAUAAGUUGAAUUAAAAGUGAGAUCUAGAGCGAAACCGUAGUCGGGCAGGAGAAACAACAACAAACAAACAAACACAAAAAACAGGAGCGACAACAACUGGCGCACUCUUAGAAGGCACGAUAAUGAUUCCUCGCUGAAGACGUACGUUCCGAUUCAGCUAUAACUGCACUAGUUAAUAUUCAUGUAAAAUCAACUUUAACUUGACUUUAUUGGCAUAUUUGCAUGAUAAACCAUAAGCGGACACGAUCAAGUCACUACUCGGCACUGUGAGCACUAUCACGAUUGUUAACGUCACCGUAUUCACGACUAAUUAUCGACCAUUUUAUACAAAUCUACAUGCUUUUAACUCACAGAUUGCAGUGGUAAGAAAGAUCUUACGCUCAAAGUUUAAUGUCACCAAGACAACGGUCCGUAAUGUAAGUACGCAUCACCACACAUGCGCCACUUUAAAAUAAUUGUCAUUUUUGUUUAGUUUUCUUCACGUUAGUUUUUUCUCUUUCAUUUAUUUUCGUAUUACAUGUCAUAUUGUGUUGGUAACUGUGAUGUGAUGCCAAGAUACCUGUAACAGUUAAGGGAAAAGUAGUCGGUCUUUUGUACUGUGUUUUGGGUAGGAAUUUUUUUGUAUGUGUUUAACGUAAAUAUUCAUUUGUCAGUAAUUCAUUUUCAUUCAAACUGCCGUUUUUGUUUACUUCCUUUCUCGCUGUUCAGACACUAAAGUUAAAUCAUAUCAAGAACAACAACAUCAACAACCACAACAACAACAACAACAACAACAACGCUAGGAAUAAGUGACAAGCCCUGGCUUCAUAAUACAAACAACUGCAAGACUCUUACUUGAAAAAAGUGUUCAUGAAAUCACUUGCCUGUAAUUUUAUUUAAGCUCAAAGACUGCUUGACAAUUAUUAUCUAUAUCAACGAAAAUAACAGACUAACCACGCAUGCGGACCUCGAAUGGAUUUUUAAUAAAAUAAAGCGAAUAAAAAGUAUAGAGAAAAACAUUACAAUUUGAUUUUAUUGAGAAUUAAUAACAUUUUUUAAACGAUGCUAAACUGUUUCUUAAUUUUUCUGUAGUAUUCACUGACACCUAAGGAAUCGAAAUUUUUGAAAAAUUCCUUAAACCUCGUCAUUUGUUCUUGCGAGGAAGGCAUUAAUUUAAACAAUAUCUCUCACACACCCUAACUUGUUUACAGAUGGCUCUUCGAGAAGGUUUUUUAGGUGCUAAUAGUUUGAAGGAAGGUAUGUGCCGCAUCCUUUUUUGCGCAAGAACAAGCCUGGUAAAGUUGUCCUGGCCGGCCAGGUGAUAUUCAGUUGAAGUGAUUUAUUAACAAUUGUUUGCUGAAGGGUUAGUUAAUAUUGUUAAAUAUUCGUCUCGGGAAUUAUUCAACAAUAUUAACUGAGCCUAAGGUGAAUAAUUGUUUUAGUAUAUUCACACGAAGUGAUCUCGACAGAGUCAGAAAGGAAACCAUUUAAAAAACCCAUUAUAUUAGGUCGAUUGACGGGUGCAUGAACUCAUGCGUGAACACAUGAAACCGUAAACAGCAGAUGCGCAAAAGUUAGAUCUUUAUAGUAUCUUCCAACAUGGCAAAUCAUAGUUUUAAUCUUUUUUAAAACUGUAGCGUCAAUGGUUUUAAAGAAAACGUCGAAAGUUGAAAUUACUAUCCCUUCUAAGAAGAAACGUAGAGCUUUAUUUGUUUCUGUCAACUCACCGUGAACGAGAGAGUUUUUUUGUCGCUUCUUCAACGCUAUCAACAGCGUCUACGAUCGACGUGAGCGUUGUUUAUAUAUCUGCAGUGUUCUUUGCCUUGUUAACUUGCUGGCACGUACAAUUUUGGAAAAUAUUUGCCUUCCUCUUUUCUCCAUAUUAACUUCUAUUUAAAGGCAAAAUUGGUCCUGCGAGGAAAUCCCGAGUUCACAAAACAGUGACAAAGCGGCCUCGUUUUCCUCUGUAGUGGUAAACAUUUCUCCGAGAGUACAAAAAGUCAGCUACAGUAAGUCACUUCACAAUAAAUCACGCUGUUUUAACACCAUGAAGUCUUUUCUUACCUUCAAAAUCAUCAACACUAAGGUAUUCUUGUAUUUUCAAAAAGUUCUUACUCUGAAACUUUGGCAAAACACCCAGUUCACGACAGUGAUUCUGUUCUGCUUUAUACACCGAAUGCAAAUAUGGCGGACCUCUCGGCCGGCCCGGGUCUAGUUGCGCGAAAGUGAGGCUAGUGAGGCCUCAACAGUUUUGUUUUGACUGCGCAUCUUAGCGAUUGAGUCGAUCGAUAUGGUUUGCUUCGAGUUGUUGCAUGCCUGAGGGCCACCAAAGUGAAGAUUUUACUCCACCCGGAAUAGCCUUUACUUUCCCAAGAUCUUUUCACAAAGAAAGUUAAGGAUUCAUGCGAUUCGGCGCGGCGAUGGGAAGCACUUAACAGCGAAAGUGUGCUCGCUUCACUUGCUUUAGAUGAGAGGACUCACGAAAGUAUUUGAAUGAAAUAAUUUUCACAAGAGAUGGUGCUGUUCCAAGAUGUUUGCAUGGUCUGUUAUUUAUCCAACAAAAGGUAAACAUUCUCGAGAAUGGGAGCAUCCGCUGUGGACUGUAAGAUCUUUUAGAUUUCACGCUGAAAACAGCUGCAUUAAAAUAUAACAACAACAAUAACAAUCGCCUGUUAAUCCUACAAGCAUGGUCUGUGAAACUAUGUAAGAACCAGAAGAAAGCGACAUAUUUCAAGAAGAGUCCUUGACCAAAGUGCACUGAAAAAAACUAACAGAGGAACCGUUGCCAGCUAAGAAAGUAAGAAGAAGGAAAAAGGUUCUGGCAGAGAAAGAGCGUGCAAGUAUUCGAGCAUUGUAUUUGAUCUUGCGCAUGAUCUAUUUUAGCAACUUGUCGAAUGGUUUCGAGAUAAACUAACAGCGAUUUUCCAAAAAUUGCUUUUUUUAUGGCACUGCUCAAACUCUUGAACACAGGAUCGUGAAGACUGUGAAAACAUUCGGCCUUGUUGUCUGUCGUUGUGUCCCUGAGAGCGCCUAAAGACUAAUAAGUUGCAACGGCAGAUUCACUCGUUCUCGAAGAUAUUUACCUUUCCUUGGUAAGAGAACGGACAAAGCAAACUUGAAACAGAACCAUGAAUCUUUCAGUUAUUCACCCAUUCUAAUAGUUUCGUGAGUCUUCUCUUCUGAAAUAAAGCGAACACACUUUCGUUCUGUUAACUCCGUGAUAGUAAAGUGCCUCCUUUCGCCGCGCCGAAUCACUUGAAUCCAUUUCUUUCUUCGUAAAGAACCUUGGCAAAGCAAAGAUAAUCAACUGUCAUCUCUGCUGGAGUUAAAUCUCCUCUUUGAUGGCUCUUAUGCACGUAACAACUCGAAGGAAACUAUAUUGAUCGACUGAAUCGCUGAGACGCGCAGUCAAAACAAAACUCUCGAGGGCUCACUAGCCUCGCUUUCGCGCAACUAGACCCGGGCCGACCGAGAGAUCCGCCAUAUUUGCAUUCGCUGUAUGUUCACCACCUAACGAGGUGAAUAGAACGUCAUAGUCCGAGAUCGCAAAUCAAUCAGAUUGCUUGAAUCACUAAGAUCACUGAGUGUGUAUAUACUAAUCACGGAUAAAAAUGCUGCUCUUAUGACGUUAAGGUUAUCGCUGGGUUUACUUUCAGCUGAAAGACUCCAUUAUCAACCAGAUGGCCGCCGUCAAGGUGACCAGCCUUGAACAAGUCACACAGAUGGCAGCAGUAGUCGCCAUAGCAACAGAGCAGAAGGAUGAAAUUUCUCAAAGUUCACAGGUAUCUGAAUCCUCCAAAAUGGCCUACUCAAGUGUUACAGUGGCCCUUUUUUUACUAGUGGUGACUGAAGAAAUUGAUGACACCUUUCUAUCCGUCGGUUAGUUCAAAAGGAUAGUCAAAAACGAACAAAUAAACAAAAACAAGUGACCUGUAACAAAGGAGUCUGACGUGCUUCGUAGCAAGGGCACUUGCAUGGGAAUUUAAGGGUUACGUUUUCAAGAACCAACAUUUGUGUCCUACAAUUUUGCAGGAGAACGCGGUCAAUCUUCUAGAAGACACGGCGGACUUUGUUUCAUCCCAGCUAAACUCAGGCACUACCGAUCCAGGUGUUUUGCAAGACGUAGGUGCCAGCCUCCUUCAUGGCAUUUCAAACGUUAUAAGUGCAACGUCGAGUAAAGCUGAAAAGGGAAAGGAUGAUGAGGAAACGGAUGAGGAAAAGCAGCCUGGGAAUGAGGAAGGUGAACAGCAACUGGAAAAGGAGAAGGAAAAGACGAAAGCUGAAAAAGAAAAGGUAUCUAUUUACUUAUUUGAAGCACUCCCAUGAGGAAAAAUGGACCAAAAAAAUUUUGGAUCAAAAUUUGGGCAUAGCAAUACAACUCUACUAUAAAAUUGCGUCGUUAUAUAAAAAAGUUAGUGAAAAAGGUAAAAGUUUUAAAAAAAAGCUACCACACAGCCAGUUGAAUGCAAACUAUUUUAUUCUAUAAAACGGUUUUAUUACCUUGUGUCUUUAGAGUAAAAAGAUGGCGGAGAAAACGUUAAAGCUGAUGGACAAGGUUGGCUCCAGCCUUUUGGGUACGAAGGCUGUUGGUGAAAAGCCCAGCGUGUUUUCAACUAAAUCCCUAAGUAUGACGUUGGACAGACAGGUUCCAUCAAAGAUUGGCAACAAAAAGCUGAGUGACGGACAGGGGGACGGGGGCGUUGAGUUACCUUCAGCUGCUACUCUGUUUGGAGACAAGGCUAGCCAUCUUCCUUCGGUUGAUUCACAGGUACUGAACAUGCAAUAUUAGACCGCAAGUAGACGACUCGUAAUGAAAUUUUAAAUUAUUAUUUUUACUAAUGUGAACUUCAGUUUUUUAUGCGUUUUGAGUCGCCUUGGCCUAGUGGUUCGUACUAUGUCGGUGGUAGUUUGAAGCCUUGUUGCCACUGUCUUUGUAAUUUGGGUAGUUGAGAAACUAUGGCCCUUGCUGCUUCUCAGUCUCCUUUUAAAUACAUCAGGGGGUUUGGCACUACAAUACUAUCAUCAACUAGCAUGCAAUCCAGUGGGCUGGUAGCUGCUUCUCAAAAAAAUUUUCGAUUUUUCUAGAUGCUGGCGUUUAAGGACAAUCCCUACACAUGGGACGCAACUUCCAAAAGCAUUAAGUCCUCAGUAAUCGAUUUUUCGUUAAAAGCCGCGGAUGGAGAAACAUUGGAAGUGUCUGGACUUUCAAAACCAGUGGAACUUUUUAUACCUCAGAAGAAAAGACGUGAAGAUAAGGGCAACAGUACCAACACUACCAAACCAGUGUACUUUGCAAAGCCAAGCGAUGGUGAAAAUAACUUGAGGUAAACGAAGGAAAUGUGUUUUUCCACGUUUUAGAUUAUUACUUGUUUAAUUUAAAUAAGGGAUUGGAAACCUGUGUUCUAAAUUGCAUCUAUCUAACCAGUGGUUUGCCCUGAAAUUUCAUACAACCUCCUGUUCGAUUUCGGGGACUAGACUAUUUAAAGUUUAAACACUAGUUGAUGAUUGGGGAGCCAAAUGUUGAUCUCAAAAGCCUAUGCUCAGUAGCAUAAACAUAGUGGGGCCACUUAAAAUCGCCUCAGCCCAAACUCUAACACCGACUAUAAACGUAUUUGAAAAGGACAUUUCUUCUCUUUAAUCAGGUACCACCAAGUUGUAAUCCCAUCGAAGAGUUUGUCAGUGUUCAUUGAAAUCAAACCAGAGGAGGGUAAAUCCCUUGAAGUGUACGUAAGCUACAAAAAGCGUCAAACAGUCGAACAUUACAGUUUCAGUGCCAUCAUCCCAGAUAUUAAAUACUGCAAAGAUAAUGGGACUGGACUAAACUGUAGUGAGGAGGCUUACGUAUUUGUAAUAAGCAGCGCAGUCACAGGCCACAUUGGUGUCCACUAUAUCGCGAUAAGAUACCCUGAGCUGGAAACAGAAUCUGCUAGUACCGGAUUCUCAGAGAUGGAAGUUGACGAAGUCGAUCUUCGGGUUAGAAGGGACUGUGGAAGUCACGGAGGCAGGCAGAAACGUUCUUGCAUUGGCGUUAAAGAUCCCCCAACGACCCCUCCCCCCACUCCUAGGAUUGUUAUUCCACAGUAUGACAAUAGCACAGACGUGAACUACACUUUGUCUGUGACGGCGGCAAAUUGUUUAUACUGGUCAGAAAACAGGCAGGCAUGGACAGGUGAUGGAUGUACGGUAUGUAUAUAUGUGUGAAAGUAGAGGAAACUAUUCUUGCUAGCUGCAGUCCCGUGGUGUUAGUUGAGACUCGUUUUUCAGUAAAUUUUCGUAUAUUUCUAGACCUCGUCUCUUUGUGUUGUAACUAUAUAUAUUUUCAUACAUGAUGUAAAACUUUCUUAAGGCCCCAUUGAAAAUAUUUACCCCUUUUUACCUCAUGACUAUUAUUUUUUUAUAUAAAGUUUAUAUAAAGCUUGCAUAAGGAUUUUGAGAAGAAGGAAGGGUGUUUGAAAGUGACGGACAAAAUGACUGUCCUUGAUGGUGACUAAACCCUAUUCAUAGAUGAAUGGCUUAAGUUGUUAUCAUUCACAACAGGUUGGUCCAAAGACGGUACCCGACAACCUCCACUGUCUAUGCACUCAUUUGUCCGCGUUUGGUGGGGAUUUUUUUGUUGCUCCAAACCCCAUCGAUUUUGACAAGGUUUGGGCUGAGUUUGGUAACCUGGCAGAGUCCGGAAACUUUGUCGUUCUCGCCACUGUUUGUUCCAUAUUUGGACUCUAUUUUGUUGGGUUGGUUUUCGCUAGAAAAGCUGACAGAAAGGACGAAAUGAAGGUACGUUUGAUCUUAUUUUCCCUAUGUACCAACCGCUGGAGAAAAAAUGGAUUUGCACAAAUUUGUUCUUAGCAAAUACUUGUAUAUCGCAAAAAUGCAAAAAGUGAGGAGUACAUCCGGGGCAAACAGGGUAAUGGCACAUUUGCCGUACCUAUGUACACCCCGUAUAAAAUGGUAUGCAAAUGUGGCAUUAAUCAUCUUUGCCCCAGACUUACUCCUUAGUUUUUGUAUCUUAACGACAUAUUUGCCAUGUGCAAAUUUGUGCAAAUCUGUUUUUUUCGUCCAGUGAACCUUUUUGGUGAUCAAGGCAAAGCUGUUAGAUAACAGUCCAGUAUAAAGUAAUACUUUUCUGCAAGAUGUGAAAGACAGCCAAUUUUGAUGAGUGUAAUCCUGUCACCAGUGUCAUACUAAAGAAAACGUUAUUCACCAGCGAUUGUUAUUCUUGAAUUUGUUCUCCUUAUCACUUCCUAAAUAUUAGUUUUUGAAAAGAAGGUCAAGGAACGUAUAAAAAUCUAAGCAGAAGAUGGGUUAAUUCUAGUGACUUUUCAAAAAAAUUGGAUCGCAAUUAACCUUUAUCUUAUUUCUAGGUUGUGGCUAACGUUUAUCUGGCGGAUAACACGGAAGGAGGCUACUUGUAUGAAAUUUCCGUUCAAACUGGAAUGUGGAAGGGUUAUGGGACGACAGCAAACAUAGGACUGAUCAUCUAUGGAGAGCAAGGCGUGACCCCAGCUUUACCCUUAUCAGAUCCAGAACUUAACAAAAUUUUCUUUGCUCGUGGAAGCAUUAACAACUUUACUUUAUCUUUACCGGAGUCGUUGGGUAACCUAGUAAAGAUUAAAAUCUGGCACGACAACAGUGGGAAGAGUCCUGCGUGGUUUUUCUCACAGGUUAAAAUUAUUGAUUCUCAGACUGGAGACAAAUGGCAUUUCCUGGGGAACCGAUGGCUUGCACUGGAUAAAGGUACUGGGCAGAUAGAAGUGGAACUAAAAGCUGCCGAUAAAAGAGAACUCUCAGGAUUCAAAAACCUAUUUUAUUCCAGAACCUCGCGGAGCUUGGGUGAUGGUCAUUUGUGGUUAUCGGUCUUUACCAGGCCUCCGCAUAACACAUUCACCCGUUGUCAGCGCUUAACUUGUUGUUUGUCAAUUUUAUUUGCCACUUUGAUAACAAAUGCAAUGUUUUAUCAAUUUAAUAACCCCCCAGAAGACACGUUCCAGUUAGGACCAAUCAAGUUAAGCUGGAUACAAAUCAAAAUUGGCAUUCAGAGUAGUCUUAUUGCUAUUCCUGUAAAUGUCCUGGUAGUAACUAUCUUUAAGAACAUCAAGUACCCUCUCCCUGCGGAUGCAAUUGGGGCAAACCAAAAAACACCUGGAUGUUUGCCUCAUUUUUUCGUGUACGUCGGCUGGAUGCUUUGUAUCUUGACUUCCCUGGCAUCUGCUGCGUUCACAGUGUUCUACAGCAUGAUGUGGGGGGCUGAGACUUCAAACCAAUGGCUCACAUCUAUCAUGGUGUCAUUCUUCCAAGAUGUUGUUAUCACACAACCUAUAAAAGUGGUUCUUAUUGCGUCACUGUUGUCUCUCAUUAUCAGAAAGCCUCCUGAGCAGGACUUGGUUCUCGGCUCGUCGAUGAAAAGUGGCGGGAAAGGUAGCCAAGUAGAACCACCUGCCGGAGAGGCGCUCAAAAAAGCCCGCGAAUUUCAAACGAAGGUCUUGGAAAUGUUUAGAACUAUUGUUGAAAUGACUUUCUUCUUUGUGUUUAUUGCUCUUCUCAUGGUGGUGUGCUAUGGAAAUAGAAAACCUACCAGGUUUCAGCUGACUGCCGGCUUGGAGAACAUGUUUAGUGGCUUUGAAAAGGUAAAGAGUACUGUUAUACCGCUAAAAAAACUAAGCCUUUUUAGCCACAUCACGUUAGUAUACCUCGAUUUGAAUUUCAAAUGACUUGCAGUGAUCAUUAAUUAUGUCAACAGAGUGAACUCUGUCCACUGCUACAAAGUUAUUAUCAUGCGCUAUGGUUAUCUUGUCAAGUGCAAUCCAAGCGUAAAUUAAUUAGGAACUCUAUACGUGGUCUGUUUUUUCUUCACUAUCGUAAGGAUUCUCUGUUUUCUUUCUCCAUAAGGUAAACAGUCCACCGGCCUUCUGGACAUGGACGAGGAAUGUCCUCAUUCCAGGCCUCUAUCACACACAGUGGUACAACGGCGAUCGUUUCGAAUACGAGGAGGGUUUCCUUAGCAACAGAGAAACCUUUAUGGUAGGAAUGCCUCGGCUCCGACAAGCUCGUAUCAGACCUGGUGAGUUCCAUGCCAGUCACUUUAUUACUUACAUUUAAGUUUCGUUCACACGGGAACGAACGAAGUUUCGACCGGCUGGGAAUUUUACGGGAAACUAUUUUCACACGGGACCAUUCAAUAUUUUCGCUCUAUUCACAAGGAGGUUUGAACGGCUAAGCAUCUAAGUUUUUGUACCGUUUAUAUAAGGUGGUUCCGUGUAAACGGACCACCUAAACGCACGAAUUUCAACUGCUCGAAAAUUCGUCCGGUGCCGUGUGAAGGUAUCCUAAGAAAAAACCUGGGCCCAGUUUUUCGAAGGCCGAUUAGUGCUUAACCAAGGGUUAAAUUUAACCCGAGUUUCUUUUCCUUUUGUUCAAAAGCAUUUUCUCGGAGAGUUUUCUCUGUUAUUUUUAAGAGCAUCCAAUCAUCAACUUGUCAACAAAGAGAAUUAAACUGAAUUUACUUUUUAAGCUUUCAUAUCUGAAUUCAUAUUUCGCAUUAACCCUGGGUUAUCUUAACCUAGCUUUGAACAACCCGGCCCUGUAUAUAGAGGAUAUUACAUGGCCGCGCGGAGGUACGAAAUUUCUCUUCGAGUGUUGAAAAAUAUUUUCAACACGACAAAAGAAAUUUCGUAUCUCCAAGCGGCCAUGUAAUGUUCUAUUAAAUAUAUAAACGCCAAUGAAAUACCAAACCAUUUCACUCAAAUGGUCUUUGGUGUGAAAGGCGCGAUUUUUUAUGUAGCCAUAGCAAAGGUGAUAUUUUCACAUGUGAAGAUAUCAAGUUUUUGCGCGAAAGCUCACCUGGUAUUUCAUUGGUGUUUAUAUAAUAAAUUAGGGUUCGUAGACAGUAAAGCAUAAUAAAUAAAGAUGUGAAUUUACGAUUGCACAAAAAUGGUGAAUAAAGUAUCUUGCCGCGGACUAUAGUAGCAUAUGAUCGGAUUUCAGUGAAGAUCUACUUACUACUGUUAGACACAAGAUGCCGUAUUUACUCGAAUAAACGCCACCCUCGAAUAAGAGCCUCAUUUGGGAUAAAAAAGUUAAUGAACGCCUCCCCCGAAUAAAUGCCGAGGCCCAGAUACAGUCGAAGUCAAAAGACGUUAAUUCUGUUAGGUUAAUAACAAUGUCGUCGUUGAAUAAAUUCUUUGUCGCGUCCAACUUUCAAAUAAACGCCGCCCGUAAGUAAGCACCGCAUUUGAGGCAUGAAAAUUUUAAUAAGUGCCGCGGUUCUUCGACUAAAUACGGUAUUGGUGUUUUAUAAGAAUUUUUUUUUUGUGCAAGAAAAUUACUUUUUUGCACACCAAAUGUGGCAAUCCUUACGAUACGACAGUGGCAAUCCUUACAAUAUGAAGCAUGCGCUUUUCUCCUUUAAACUUUACUCGCAUUUAACAGUUUCAGCACUACAAUUAGUAAAUGUCCAAGUCGAAAAAUGCAUAAAUUUCCUUUCUACCUGCUGGCAAAAAGAAAUAUUGAACUUCAGUUUUAUUAAAGACUGGCAUAGGGAAGCUUCAUUUUCUCACAGAAUAUUGCCGGUGGGAAAAGGAAAACUGUUAACACGGUUUCACCUCGAAGCUAGAAAAACAGCGGUUAUGCAUUUUACAGAGACUCCCAAGUUUAAUCUUUGUUUUAAUUGUUUCCUUAAUAGACUGCUAAAGAGUGAGCAAUGCACAUUUACUGCUUUUUUGUUGUUGUUCAUAGAGGAAAGAUGUAUCAUGGAAGCCACAAAUCCAGAAUUGGCCCAUAAUUUCCAACGUUGUUUAUCACUCUAUAAUGACGAAGUGGCUGACUUGACUCUUUACAACCAACCCGGUUGGAUCCCUUUGGAUAACACCAGCCAGUUACUGUCUGUGUUUGAACUGCAAGAUAUGUGUCCAAGGCCAUGGCGGUACCGAACAGCGAAGAAUUUAACCACACUCUCUUGGCAAGGAUUACAAAGUGUUUAUGGCGGCGGCGGGUUCAUUGCGGACCUUGGCUACAACGCAAAGUCCGCUCUGGAAGUGUUGCGCAACUUGGAGAAAAACAACUGGAUAAAUGACAUGACUGCUGCAGUGUUCGUUGAAUUUACAAUCCAUCAACCAGCGACAUCGCUAUUUAGCGUCGUGAGGUACUUGUUUGAGCGCUUGUCUACGGGAGGGUACAAUACCGUGACAAAAAUUGCAACCUUGACGAUAUAUGCUUCGCCAGAUCCUGCCUUUAAAUCUUUUUACCAGCUGUGCCAGCUCCUUCUGAUGUUGGUUAUUUUAUUUUUCUUUUUUGCUGAAAUUGGAAAAAUUUAUCGUCAAAAAUGUUUUUAUUUUGCUCAGUUUUGGAACUGGAUGGAGCUGCUACAGAUAUUUGGAGCAGUGGCAGCGGUUGUAAUGUUCUUUUUCAAAGAAAUGUACACAAGUGAGUACAUUAAGCGUAUCCAGGCAAACCCGUUUGAGACUUCCAGCACUGAUUAUAUUGUGUUAUGGUCCGAACUCGAGAUCUAUUUGUUGGCUUUCGUCAUUUUCAUCGUCACAAUGAAAUUUCUCAGACUUAUUCGCUUUAACCGUCACAUCUGUCAAAUGACUGCCACCAUACAGAAAUCUGUAGGUCAUCUCUUGUCAUUUUUUUGCGUAUUCGUAGGAAUUAUUCUGGCAUAUACUCAAAUGGGUGUUCUUGUGUUUGGACCAAGCGUAUCAACUUACUCAUCGUUCUUUCAAUCCAUGCGUUCGGUCUGUCAGAUGAUCUUGGGAGGCGAAACACACUUCCACGAGCUCAAACAUGCCAGCAAAAUUGUAGGACCUCUGUUUGUGUUUUGUUUCAUGUUAAGCAUGUCGAUGAUCAUGUUGAAUAUGUUUCUUGCAAUACUUAACGAAUCGUACGAAGAGGUUAAAGACUUUGAGGGGCAUGCUUUCGCAGAUGCAGAACUCGGCGAGUUUAUGAAAACAUACUGUGAAACAAAGGUCGGGUACGUCAGUGACGACCUGGUCGCCUUUUUCAAGAAAAUGGUUACCAUGGCACGGGCUAAGAGGCCGAAAAUGGGUCUGGUUGAAGGGUACGAGAAAGUACCAAUUGAAGAAUCCUACCAAGUGUUUGAAGAAAACGUUGAUGACGGCAUUGAGUUGUGUGGUGCUAAACCGCAGUUAGCCCUUAUUGCUUCUAUGGAAGACUUAACUGAUAGCGAAGAAGACUUGGCUUCCAAUUUGGACGAUGUAAAGCAAAGCUUGUCCGAAAUUGGAGCGGAAUUGCGUCGUUCAAUCUCAGUUCUUAACGAACCACCAUCUCCGUGUGACACAAAUCUCAAUGACUUAAACAAAGAGGCGAUAUGUUCUUGUGAAGAUUCAGUUCUGGAUCCUCGUAGUUAUGGCUAUAAUCGUUACUCUUUUUUCAGUAACAUUUGGGAAAGGCAAGAGUUUCCCAAUGACCGCUUUCGCACGAGAAAAAGAACUGCAAAUAUUGAGCCUCUAAUCAGCGGUCCUUUAAUCGAACGCAUUGAGGAAAUGAAUGCCGAAUUCAACGAGGAAAAUAUCAUCCCUUACUUUCCGACAAUCUGGGAAAGACAAGCAGAGCCUGAUCAUCUCACUGAGAAACAAAGGACUUCAUCAAAGCCUUUUCCUCUCGUAGACAAUAAGGCUGAUUUGAGAAGUAGAGACGAGGAAUGUACAUUUGAUAGAGUACGUCUUGAAGAACACUCAACUCCUGAUUUGAUGUCUACCAGCACGAUAAACAGCACGGUGGUGGAUGAUCUCCCCGAAAGUUUUGUAUAAAUUCUGGUAGCGGCGGGUAGAAGCUAUAACGACGCUCGCUGAAAAGACCGAGUAGCCUUUAACCUUAAAAAUGUCAGAAAAUACUUUAAGGCCAGUCUCAAAGUUACCUUGACUGCCGAUAGAGAUAACCUUGAAGUCAUAUAUGGUAAUUAAAUUGUAAGGUGAAAAAUAUAGAGAGUUACUUAAAUGAUAAAAAAGGAUAAAAUACACUGGUAUUUAG